Spodoptera littoralis (African cotton leafworm) is the source of this 978-nucleotide messenger RNA. The record is from the annotation of a GenBank genome assembly. Lineage: Eukaryota; Metazoa; Arthropoda; Insecta; Lepidoptera; Noctuidae.
AUGGCCGAAAAGAAAAUUCAAGAGAACCCGCUCCCAGAAGACCAACCUGCAGAGACAGUGGACAAACCUAAAGACAUGGUACCAAAACCAGUCCCAGACAAACCUGCCAUUAGUGUACCAGUACCAGUGGUCACUGCACCUGAGGUGACUCCUCGGCUGACUACUCCAGUGUUCUCCAAGACAUCUCCAAAUGACCUAUACAGAAGACUGUUGCCUGCCAUGCUAUUUGUCCUGACUUUUGUAACUGUUAUGACUAUGUUACUGAUCUAUAUGGAUACAGUAGCACUGGGCGCCCAGAAGUUCCGCGCGAACAUGUCUCGAGACUACGAGCUGGCGAACAUAGAGCAGGGCUCCGCGGCGCUGGUGGCCUUCGUGCAGCAGCUGCACCUGGCGCCGCGACACGCCACGCCGCCCUCGCACCCGCCGCCCGAACCCACGCCGCAGGUUGAGGUCAUGGACAGACUCUUUGGUGAAAUUUAUAACGGCACAUUCGUGGAGUUCCUCCCCCGCGGGCCCCGGUCGCAGACGUCCGAGUACCUGGAGCGCGCGCGCGGCUGGGACGGGCUGGUGGUGCGCGCGGCGGCGCGGGACUACCUCGCGCUGCGCGGCGCCGCGCGCGCGCUCCACGCUUGUCUCAGCCCCACUGCGCAUCCCAGGGAGGUGACGUACGCGGAGUCGGAGCGCGCGGAGGCCGUGUUCCGGUCGCGCGUGCUGUGCCUGCCGCUGCUGACGGUGCUGCUGGCGGCGGACGCGGCGGCCGCGCGCCUGCUGCAGCUGGCCGGCCCGCACGCCGCGCCCGCGCUCACGCAGCUGCCCUUCCACGACCCGCGCCUGCAUCUACAGAUGAUAGAAGUGGAAUUCACAGACGACACAAUCCGUAACAAGACGACACAGUUCCUUCUGUCCAAAAACUACACAGUGGCGGCCUCUUUCGACACUAGCGUCAUGUACGUACUCAACAACUCCACGCAACACUGA